Messenger RNA from Dendroctonus ponderosae (mountain pine beetle), 2145 nucleotides. RefSeq names its product tropomodulin. Gene Ontology annotation, biological process: pointed-end actin filament capping; myofibril assembly. Gene Ontology annotation, cellular component: myofibril. The record is from RefSeq and is a predicted model, not a curated record. NCBI's taxonomy places the organism in Eukaryota, Metazoa, Arthropoda, Insecta, Coleoptera, Curculionidae. Gene Ontology annotation, molecular function: tropomyosin binding. The transcript has 8 exons. The coding region runs from base 108 to 1337 and encodes 409 amino acids.
AUCAUGCUCGGCAGUCUUUGGCAAGUGAGCGCUGCGUUCAGAUCGAAAUAACCAGUGACGGAGUUAGUGUCCAAAUAAAACGCGUGUGGCCAUCCCGAACGGCAAAAAUGUCCGAGAAUGGAGAGGAGAGCCUGGUGGAGACGGUGGAGGAGACCUACGAGACGGAGGUCCGCCGCAAGGUCAUCAAAACCAAGAUGAAAAUCCAAGAAACCUCGUCCACAACUACAACAACCACAAUGACAACGCCAGCCAAAUUAUAUGGAAAGGAUCUCAGUGUGUAUGACGAUGUCGAUGUAGACACCCUUCUGGACAAGUUAACGCCAGAAGAAAUCAAUAUUUUAGCCAAAGAAGUAGACCCAGAUGACUCAUUUCUACCUCCUUCGCAAAGGACUAGUUACGAUUGUGAUAAAGAACCCACGGGACCUCUAAAUAGGAAACAGUUAAUUGAACAUAUUAAUAAAGAAGCGAUAGAAACUCCAGAUAUACCUGAAAUUCAACCGUAUGUUGCUGGUGUGGUGAGAGGCAAGAAAUGGACCCCACCACCGCCGCCACAAAAGGACAUUGAUGCGCAAGAAAAAAUACAAAUAGACUUAGGAGAUGAAUAUGAACAUGCUCUGACAAAUGCAUCGCAGGAAGAAAUCAUUGACCUGGCCGCUAUUUUGGGUUUCCAUUCGAUGAUGAACCAGGACCAAUAUCAUGCGUCUUUGCUAAACAAAGGCCAGCCAGUUGGGCUGGGAUGGGACGGGAUCACUAAAGCCGCCAAGCAGAAAAUAUUCCCUAUGGAUCCUCCAAACAGUACUGAUGUUGAGGAUUCGAUAAGACGAGUGCAAAAUGACGAUCCCAAAUAUAUUGAUCUCAAUUGGAACAAUAUUAAGAAUAUUUCCGACGAGAAAUUUAACAGCCUCUUUGACGGUCUGGAACAAAACACUCACUUGGAGACGUUGUCCCUGUCCAAUACGGGAUUGACGGACCGAGGUGUGGACAAAUUGGCUCAAGCGUUAGAGAACAACAGCCAUGUGAGGGUGGUGAAUGUGGAAAGUAAUAAUCUUACGCCACUGGGCGUUGUCAGGUUGAUAAAGUCUCUGUUGAAGCAGACCAGUGUGGAGGAGUUCCGGGCAACAAACCAGAGGACACAAAUAUUAGGUAACAAAAUUGAGAUGGAAAUAACGCAACUAAUUGAGAAGAACCCCACGAUACUGAGGUUGGGGCUGCAUUUAGAAUAUAAUGAUGCGAGACAUCGAAUCGCUACACAUUUGCAAAGGAACAUUGACACAAUUCGCGUCGAUCGUACUUCAAAACGGCCCCCCAACUACCUUGUGGGCUACAUUCGCGCUUAGAUCCAGGUUUCCGUAUAUUUCGCUUCAUCAUCAGGGCUGCCAGCCAGCCAAUCGAGUCACACAGGCGUGUUUUUGCACUUGUUUAGUCCUAAGCUAGAACCUAGUUACUCUACGGCAUAGUUUAUUUAUUUAAGAUUAGCAUAAAUCAUCAUUUAAAGUGUAUAUUAUGUUCAGACCAUUUACGUUUUAGGCGCUUUCCUAGAGAAUGGCUACUUUUGGAGAUUUCGCUCUGAAACUAUUCUCUAGGGUCGAUUGUAAGAGUGCAAUAUAUCCGCUCCUCCGGAAUAGUAUACAUAGAUCGAAUCCAGAUUGCUUGAAUGCAAGAAAUGUGCUCAGAAUGUGGUUUUUCCACCGCCUCAAACUAACGUCUGCUGCAAUUUAGUAUUGUGAUAGUGUAAAAUGUCAUGAUUUAUUACAAGGAGGAGGAAAAGACAGGCCUAAAUGGAUCAAUGUUUAUUGCAAACAGUUUAGGGUGUUUAAGGUUGUGUAUGUUCAUGUUUGCAGGCUCCAUUUUGUGUCUGUUCUUCUCGACUAAAAGUGGAGCCCCAAACAAAAUUUGCUUCAACUGCAGAAACUGACUAAUCCGCUAUUAAAUUGCUUCGGUUUUUAGAAUACUUACGGCGUUCUAUUAAUGUUUAUUGUAAAUAUUCGCUUCUUUGCAGGCAAAGUUUUGACAUGAGAGAGUAAAAUGCAUUGCUCUUGCUAUUAAUAUAUGUAUUAUACAUUCAUAUUCGUUAUCUGGAUAUAUUAUACGCAUGUAGGGGUCUUAUAGGAAUUAUUCAAUAAAUAUUAAAGUAUUGUAGCUUUA